UUUCUAUCCAAAACGAGAGAGGACCAGUCAUUUGGGGCUAUGCCAGACUCUCUAAGUGUUGAUUAUGAGUUGAGUCUCUGUCUGGGUUCAACGGGUCCAUUGUGACACUAACUUAGUCAGAUGGUCAAACUAACUGUUUGGCCAUCCAAGAUGUUUAGAGAUAGAAGACUGAGUUAACAUAAUCCAGUCCUUUUUCUCUGAUAUUACAUGACCUUGAAGAGAACGCAAGACACCCGUAUCCACACCUAACCAACAUCAGACCUCUUAGAAGUGCAUAACUUGUGGUGAAAUGUCAUGCACUGUGGGUUGUAUGUAAACCUCAGUUGUUUUCUUGACCUUGUGCGUGCUCAUCUGAACAGGUGUAGAAGUCCCCCAGCAGAUUGAGAUGACAAGAGAGGAAACCAUGCUGAACAGUCUUUGCCCCUCCCUCCCUCACUGAAGGAACUGUUACGAUCUGCAAGAAGUGACGUCCCCCCUUGAUCUGGUCUCCAGUCCUGUUCUCCAGACUGCAGAGUCUGGGUGACACACACAGACACAGGAUGGAACACGAAGUUGGGUAUCUGCUGCUGGCUGGCUUGAUGCUGGGAACUUGCAUCGUGGCUGAAUCAUCUCGUGAGGUCGUGGCGGAAUCAUCUGUUGAGGUCGAGCCCGACAACACAUUCCCUUUCCCAGCCCCAGCCCUUAGUUCUAACGGCAGCCAAUCCAGAGAACUAGGAAACCUGCCUGUGCUCCAGCCUUCCGAGUCAGUCCCCACCACGGGCACCUUCACCCUGAAGGACCCCAGGGGAAACCUCUGUCUGAAAGUGACCAUGGGAGUGGAGUACAUCGUCAUAGAGAAGAAGAAACCUUCCUACUUUAACUUGGAUCCCAAGACCAUCCUGGCCAGUGGUUUCUGUACCACAGAGUCAGCUGUGCUCUCGCUUGGCUUCUCUGGCAAUGGGGGGAGCCUUACCCUCACCUUCAAAAAGGAAGGAAGCAUGGCCUAUGUGAGUGGUCUGAACGCUCACAUAACACCUGAACCCUGCAAAGGCUGCCCCAGGAAGGACUAUCCUGGUGUUAUGGCCAAUGAGAAGCUGUUCCUGGCUCCUUCUGGGAAGAGCUUCAAGUGUAACUCCCAGACUUACUUAGUGAUGGCAGAAGAGCUGAAGUUGAAGAUACAACCUCUCCAGGUCCAGGCAUUCAGCAUCCCCAAGGGCGGCACGUUUGGAGAAGUGGUGGAGUGCUGGGCGGACUUCAACAAGCGGGUCAUUCCCAUCAUCGUUGGGGCCGUGGUGGUUGGUCUGCUGCUAAUCGCUGUAAUCACCUUCCUGGUCAUUCGAGACCGCCGCAGGCAGGGGUACGAGAGGCUGGGAUCUUAGCUUAAGGGCUAUCACUCUCGGCCAAGUGACACAGUUCACAGGCAAACAAUCGGUUUUUGUAUUAGCCUAUUCAAACGCAUUAUUACACAUGAUUUUAAAUAUGUAAUUGGAUUUAUGCUUCGUUGCCUGUUGCAGCUAGGAUUGCAUCCGAAAUGCAUUACCAUCUUGAAAUGAAAGUAACAGUGCUCUAAAUGAUCAAAUAAAGAUUUGUCAGUAAUUAUUAAAA
Messenger RNA from Hypomesus transpacificus, 1584 nucleotides. RefSeq names its product lysosome-associated membrane glycoprotein 3 (gene lamp3). The record is from RefSeq and is a predicted model, not a curated record. The transcript has 6 exons. The coding region runs from base 540 to 1358 and encodes 272 amino acids. Gene Ontology annotation, cellular component: membrane. Lineage: Eukaryota; Metazoa; Chordata; Actinopteri; Osmeriformes; Osmeridae.